Molecule: messenger RNA, 1322 nt
Organism: Mucor mucedo
Lineage: Eukaryota; Fungi; Mucoromycota; Mucoromycetes; Mucorales; Mucoraceae
Exons: 1
Coding region: 155-1204 (349 amino acids)
Source: RefSeq, a predicted model, not a curated record
ACGAUUAAAAAGAGAGAGAAAGAGAGAGAGAGGAGGUAAGUGAGGGCUGGGAAAAUAAAGACAAAAAGAGUAUACGUCACCCGCCCCUUGGUGAUAUUCACAGCCCCCUUCUUUAGUUUUUGUUGACCCAAAAAUAAAAAAUAAUAAAAUAGGUAUGAAUCCUUUUCAAGUCUUUCAUGAUAACAAGAAAUUUUACUUGAAAAUCAGUCAACAUACAGAUGAUUGUGCAGACGAAUUAAAUCGUCGCAUUCGAAACUUUGACAGCUUACAAGAGAAGGAUGCAGAGCUUGAGCUUUAUCACCUGAUUUUAAAACAUGCUCGUCAUUGUGACUUGUCUCAUUGUGUUGCUCAACAGAUGGAAGCCAAUUUACAGCAUUUGAUAUUGUCCUUUGUGUCACCUUCAUAUCCUUUACUCGUUUGCCGUCUGGAUCUUGUCAAACAAGACACUUUGAACGAAGAUCAGCUACUUUUACUACUUAAUUAUGCCUGUCACUUGUGGUCUGAUCCUCGUAUCUACGUACGUCGCAAAUCCAUGGAGCUUGUACAGCGUAUCAUUCCUCUUUUACCGCAGGUGGAUAUCUCUCUCAUUCUACAGUACCUUCACACGCUAGAUAUCACCCUUACAGACUUAGACAAGAUCCUCUCUUCUGAAUACACCGAAUUCUUCCAUACGCCUAUGACCCUGGAUCGAGAAUGCAUCAAACGCCUAGUCCGAAUCGUCCUCAGUAUUAUUUCACACCACCCUUUCACUUUCCCCCGCGAUGCUGCACCCAUGGAUUUGCCUAUCCAAAACCUCUUGCCUUUACUGUUUGAAAUUUGCUGUGCCAAUGACGAUGACACGGUGGAUUUCAUGUACACCAUCCUGACAAUUUUCAAGGGUGGAGAUACCCACUUGUUAAAAUCCUUGGAGAUCACGCCACAUCGUGUGUUUCUUUACUUUCUAAAGGUGUGUGGCGGCACGCAUGAUAUCUUGAUUGAUUUCUUGUUGGACAAAGAUUCGGAAUUCUUGAGCUUUUUCAUUCAAUAUCUAAAGUAUGCGGUAGAAGAUGGAGAUGUCUUGUUGGAUAUCUUGGAUGAAGAUGAAAGGGAUGGCUUAUUAACGGUGGUGGUGAAUAUCACCUUGGUCCUAGAAAAAGACGCAUUUCCUUAUAAUACAGCUCCCUUGCUAAGACGUCUCGUUCAAUUAGAAGAAUUACUUUUGUAAUUCAAGGAAAAAAAAAGUUUUUCUUUUUUUUAUUCUGAUAAAAUGAUAAUAAUAAAAAAAAGAAGAGCAAAAUAUAUGGGAAAGAGAGAAUGUUAUACAAAUGUUGUGUGUGUGUUUU